GUCACUGAGCCACUUUCCGGCGGGUGGCAGAGUCGAGUCAGGGUUGCGGGUGCUGUGGACGCGAUGGGUGCCACUGGCGACGCCGAGCAGCCGCGGGGACCCGGCGGGGCCGAGCGGGGCGGCCUUGAGCUGGGGGACGCGGGCGCAGCGGGGCAGCUGGUUCUUACGAACCCUUGGAACAUAAUGAUAAAACACCGGCAGGUGCAGCGGAGGGGCCGCCGCUCACAGAUGACGACAAGUUUCACAGAUCCUACCAUCUCCAUGGAUCUCCUCCGAGCUGUCCUGCAGCCUAGCAUCAAUGAAGAGAUCCAGACUGUCUUCAACAAGUACAUGAAGUUCUUCCAGAAGGCAGCACUGAAUGUGCGAGACAAUGUUGGAGAAGAGGUGGACGCAGAGCAGCUGAUCCAGGAGGCCUGUCGGAGCUGCCUAGAACAGGUGAGGCCAAAGAAGACAAGAGAUAUGGGCAAGAGGUUUGGUUUUCCAGCCUCUGCUAAGAAAUGUGACGUCUUCAGUG
Molecule: messenger RNA, 514 nt
Organism: Carlito syrichta (Philippine tarsier)
Lineage: Eukaryota; Metazoa; Chordata; Mammalia; Primates; Tarsiidae
Product: deoxynucleotidyltransferase terminal-interacting protein 1
Exons: 4
Cellular component (GO): nucleus
Molecular function (GO): DNA binding; nucleosome binding
Source: RefSeq, a predicted model, not a curated record